Nicrophorus vespilloides is the source of this 2151-nucleotide messenger RNA. It is a transcript of the gene RIC-3, whose product is annotated as resistance to inhibitors of cholinesterase protein 3. The record is from RefSeq and is a predicted model, not a curated record. Bases 172 to 1992 code for a protein of 606 amino acids. Gene Ontology annotation, biological process: synaptic transmission, cholinergic; protein localization to cell surface. Gene Ontology annotation, cellular component: neuron projection; neuronal cell body; intracellular membrane-bounded organelle. The transcript is spliced from 11 exons. Lineage: Eukaryota; Metazoa; Arthropoda; Insecta; Coleoptera; Silphidae.
GAUCUGGCGUCGAUAAGCGUCGCGACGUCCAUCCAGUGGCAUAACGAGCGAGCGUCGCGACGUCCGACGCAAUCUUCCUAAGCGGACCGAUCGAGCCAACGAGCGAAAUAGAAGAAAAGAAAAGAAAAAAGUUAUUGCAAUAGAGUUGAGGCACUCGGCGGGAAUCGCGAGAUGCACUACAACAGCGGUGGAGCGUCCUGGAACGGCGCCCAGAGCGCGACCAGUUCACACCAGCAGCAAACCCCAUCGAAGGCUGCGAACGGCGGCGUCGACAUCGGCCCCAAGAAGACGGCGUUCAUAGUGUUCGUGGUCGUCGCGUGCUUCGCUGUAUUAUGGCCCAAAGUGUUUUAUCCAAUGAUGUUCGGAACGACGGACGAUCAGCUCAGGCCGAACGCAGUCGACAAGAGUGCAGGAUGUUGCGAUGUGUUUUCCGAUUCGGAUGUGACGACGAUUAAGAUUAUAUGGGAAAUGUGCGACGACAUAAUAAUACGGGAUGGGAAAGGAAGAAGAGGAAUAGACGGUGUCUUGGAGAGAUGCAGGUCCAAGGUGAUGGACACCUGCGGCAUCGACGUCGGUCCGCUGGUGUCGCAGGGAAGGGCGAGGGCAGAUCUAAAAUUCGGUACGCGGAUCAAACGGAUCCUGCAGGACCUGCGAACCCUUAACGGAUCGCUAUGCCUGAAGCACAACUUUGGCCUCGAUCCUCAACAUCUGGGGGUCGGCCACAAGGUCACAGCCGACUACAAAGCGACCAGUGUCCGGCAGGAGCGACCUCCGCACUUGAGGGCGGAGAUGCUGCAUCCUGCGUUCAAGGAAAGGGGAAGUGCCAUCCCCAGGUAUCAGUCAUCCUCUUCAUCAUCUUCUCCACCUGUGAGCGGUGGUAAUCUGCCAAAGGCGCAUACCAUUCCGAAGGGCGCUAAACUCGUCGAAGGACGACCCGGUCCGAUUCCCGGAAUGAGGCCGCCCAUGGGAGGCGCUGGACACGUCGUUCCACCAUCGCAAAAGGCCGGAAGCAUGGGCAUCAUCAUGCCCAUCUACACCGUCGCCAUCGUCGUCUUCUUCACGUACACCCUGAUCAAGUUGCUAUGCAAGAAGCAACCGGACGGUGCGGGUGGUGCGCUGUAUCCACCGGUCGAACCAGAUCCGCAGUUCCGGAGGGACGUCUUCGAGAGCGAACGAUGCAAGAUGCCCGCAAAGAGGGAUCAACCGUCCAGCAAGAUCGGAUGGAAGGAAAGGGACGCAAGGGAUGACGAGCUGGACCAAUUGAGGAGGCGGCUCCGCGAGACGGAAGUUGCGAUGGAGCGAAUCGUGGCGCAGAUGGCGCAGGUGCCUCUAGGCAGCGGCGGCGGUGGUCCUCCUCAGGAUGAUGCCGAUGGAGGAAGAAUCGCGAAACAGAAGCAUCCUCAGAAGAAGGAGGUUGAGGUGGACGAGGAGGAGGAGCAGCCGCAGGUGAAGGUGGUCGGUAUGGAGACGAGGGCCAGCUGCGAGGGCGGUCAGAGGUGGAGCAGCAACCAAUCGGUGCGUUCUGUUCUGCCGACGCCUCCGCCCCCGUUACCGCGGGACGCUCCCGAACCACCGAAGGAGAUCUUCUUGGAGGGAGCGCUUCCCGCGCAAUCUCAGCUGCUCGUCGCCGACGCCAAGAUCGAAACGCAGAGCUCCGACUCGGAGGAUGAUCCGGCCGUCGUCCUCGCCGGCAAGAUGACGCUCUCCGUGAUCAGCCUGGAUACGGCCGUCGAUGAAAGAGAGAACGAAGACGACGACGACGACGAUGAAGCGGAUGAGGAGAUGAACGGAGACGAUGAAUUACUUACUGAAUCCAAGUAUACGACAGUCAGCAGCGGCACCGCAGCAGAACACGAAGUAUCCGAUGAUGAUGAUGAUGACGAUGAUGAAGCAAUCACCGAUAAUGACGAUGACGACGACGAAGAAAGCCCAGAGGAGCAACAACUUAUUGAAGACAUCGAUACUAAAAAUGUCAAAGCCAAAGAAGAGUAAAGACAAUGAUAAUGAAUAUAGAUUGCCGAAUAAUUACGGACUACUACUACUCCUUCGCAACACUAUUCUCUCAAUCUCUCCAAAAUAGCAAAACAGAACAUUGAUACAGAUUUCUCUCGAGAAUUCUAGAAAAACAAAAAAUGCAUCGUGAGAAUUCCC